GCGGCGCAGCUGCAGUCCGGCCAGGGGACCCUCCUCCCGGCCACCACUCCGCUCCGUGUUUGUGUAUGUGGAAUGCGGGUCAAGCGGAACUCACGGCACAAACUGCGCCUCUCGUCAAACUCAAACACCGGCUCGCCGCCGCCCGACGCGCUCACAUCCUCAAGCCAGAGCUCCGCAGGCAGGCGACAAUGAAGAGAAGCAGGCACCCGAGCAGCAGCGAUGACUCGGACAAUGGAAGUAGUUCCACAUGUUGGUCUCAACAUUCAUCACAGCCCCGGAGAGGGACCGGGCAGAAACCCUCAGAGGUUUUCAGGACAGACCUCAUCACAGCCAUGAAGGUUCACGACUCGUACCAGCUGAACCCGGAGGAUUAUUACGUCCUGGCCGACCCCUGGAGGCAGGAGUGGGAGAAGGGAGUCCAGGUGCCAGUCAGCCCCCAGUCCAUCCCUCAGCCGGUCGCCAGGGUGCUGGCGGAGAAAGGAAAGGAAGUCAUGUUCAUCAGGCCAAAGAAGCUGAUCCGGACGUCGGGCGCCGAAGCCCUCGGAUACGUGGACAUCCGGACGCUGGCGGAGGGGAUGUGCCGCUACGACCUGAACGAGGAGGACGUCGCCUGGCUGCAGAUCAUCAACGAGGAGUUUGCAGAGAUGGCCAUUUCACCGCUGGAUGAGAUCACCAUGGAGCGGGUGAUGGAGGAGUUCGAGCGCUGCUGCCAUGACAACAUGACGCACGCCGUGGAGACGGAGGAAGGUCUGGGCAUCGAGUACGACGAGGACGUGGUGUGUGACGUCUGCCAGUCGCCCGACGGGGAGGACAACAACGAGAUGGUGUUCUGCGACAAGUGCAACAUCUGCGUCCACCAGGCCUGUUACGGCAUCCAGAAAGUCCCGAAGGGCAGCUGGUUGUGUCGGAUCUGCGCCCUCGGCAUCCUGCCAAAGUGCCAGCUGUGUCCCAAGAAGGGCGGAGCCAUGAAGCCGACCCGGAGCGGAACCAAGUGGGUCCACGUCAGCUGUGCCUUGUGGAUCCAGAGCAUUAAAUCUGCCGUGCAGGUGAGCAUCGGGAAUCCAGAGAAGAUGGAGCCGAUCACCAACGUGUCCCACAUCCCCAGUAACAGAUGGGCUCUGAUCUGCUGCCUGUGCAAAGAGAAGACCGGAGCCUGCAUUCAGUGCUCAGCAAAAAACUGCCGGACCGCCUUCCACGUGACGUGUGGCCUCCACGCCAGCCUGGAGAUGAACACCAUCCUGACGGAGGACGACGAGGUCAAGUUCAAGUCCUACUGCCCCAAACACUCGGGCCUGGAGGGCGCCGAGUCCAGGGAGCGAGACUCCGGAGGGGAGGAGGACAAGGAGGCGACCGGAGACAAGAAGGGCCGGAGGAGAGGCCGGGUCAGAGGGGAGGAAGACGCCUCCUCCUCCUCCUCGCCUCCCCACGUCGGCCCUCAGCUCCUGGACCGGACGCCCGGCGAGCCGGAGGAGCUCAGCAGCCGCCAGCAGGAGAGCCGAGUCAACCUCCGCAAGCUGAAGCUGCAGGAGAUGGAGGAGUACUUCUACCAGUUCGUGGAGGUGGACGAGGUGGCCGGCAACCUGAAGCUGCCGCCGGAGGUGGUGGACUUCCUCUACCAGUACUGGAAGCUGAAGCGCAAAGCCAACCACAACCAGCCGCUGCUCACGCCCAAGAAGGACGAGGAGGAGAGUCUGGCCCGCCGGGAGCAGGAGGUGCUGCUGAGGCGCCUCCAGCUGUUCACCCACCUCCGACAGGACCUGGAGAGGGUCCGUAACUUGACCUACAUGGUGACCAGGAGGGAGAAGAUGAAGCGUUCGCUGUGGAGAGUCCAGGAGCAGAUCUUCCAGCACCAAGUCCGACUGCUGGACCACGAGCUGCUCAGCGGCGACCCUUCAUCCAAGGACCUGGAGAAGCUCUUCUCUCUGGGCUGGUUAUCGUCUCAGGGCUCCCAGUCUGGCUCCUCCUCCUGGAGCCACUCUGGACUCAAGACCAAACGAGGCUCUUCGAAGCAGGAAAGCAGGAAAAGCGGCGACAGAAGAAGCCACGCCGACUCAUCGCACACUUACAGGAAGGACAAUCCGAGCGAGAAGGAUGGCAGAAGCUCCCGACUCGCCGACGUUGAGUUCGCCGACGUCAUGGGCGACGCCAAAACCCAAAACUCUGACAUCAAGCCAGAGAUCAUUCAGGAAACAAAGCUGCAUAAAGCUGAGAGCAGGAAAGGUCUGAGGAGGGAGGCCGAACAGGAAGUGCUGUCGAGACGGAAACGAGAGAGGCGAAGCGACGAAGGCUUCUCCGGUCAGUCGAAGGGCAGGUUCGGGUCGAAGCAUCUGGAGAAGACGGUGUCUAUCCGACUGGUGGACAUCAGGAGCUCGGACUCAGACGACUACUUCAUGGACGAGGGGAGAAGCCACGUUUCUCUGGAUGUGACGACCAACAACACUAAGCUCAACAAAGAUGCAACCAUAAAAACCAACGGCUGGCUGAGGAAAGCUCAAACGAACGGCUCGCACUCGCCCAACGGACACCUGAAGAGCUGGGGGAAGUUCAGGAUCCCCAAGAGGAGCGACAAGCCUUUGACCAUGAAGGAUGACGAAGAUGAGGAGGAAGAGGAGGAACAACGUAAACCUCUUCUCAGGCCGCUGACCAACACGCCAGAGUCAACUUACCCCAGAACGCGUCUUCGAACUGGGACGGAAAGCGACGAAUUUGAAUCCAAAUCUGGUGACGGUGAACUGGAGCCCUGCAUGAAGAGAUGCCACUCCCACCAGCUGAGGGGCGACUCAUCUCUUGGGCGCCGCUACGGGUCCGACAUCAUCCGGCGAGGAGUCCUGGCAUCAUGAUGGCGGCGCUACGGGUGCGACAUCAGCCGGUGACAAUUCCUGGCUUGCUGAUGGCAACACUAUGGGUCCGACACCUUCUGGUGAGGAGUCCCGUCAUCAGGCAAGGAGUCCUGGCCUCCUGGUGGCGGUGCUAUGGGUCCAGUGUCACCUGGCAAGGACUCCUAGCUUCCUUGUGGCGGCACUAAUGGUUCCGACACUAUCCGGCGAGGACUCCUGACUUCCUGGUGGCGGCACUAUGGGUCCGGCACCAUCUGGCGAGGAGUCCCGUCAUUUGGCAAGGAGUCCUGGCUUCCUGACAGCGACGCUACGGGUCUGACAUCAACCGGCGAGGAGUCCUGGCCUCAUGAUGACAGCGCUAAAGGUUCGACACCAUCCGGCGAGGAGUCCCAGCCUCCUGGUGUCGGUUCUGGAUAAAAUAAGCUGCACUGCGUAAUCGGAAAUGAACGUCGUUCCCUCUUUGUACCUUUAUUUUUCUUGAUGAAUCAUUUAAAAAAAAUGGCUAGAUUAGUAAAAAAAAAAAAAAAAAAAAAAAA
Molecule: messenger RNA, 3373 nt
Organism: Amphiprion ocellaris (clown anemonefish)
Lineage: Eukaryota; Metazoa; Chordata; Actinopteri; Pomacentridae
Gene: jade1
Product: jade family PHD finger 1
Exons: 11
Coding region: 66-2840 (924 amino acids)
Biological process (GO): regulation of transcription by RNA polymerase II
Cellular component (GO): histone acetyltransferase complex
Source: RefSeq, a predicted model, not a curated record